Messenger RNA from Drosophila simulans, 2266 nucleotides. RefSeq names its product solute carrier family 25 member 46 (gene Slc25A46b). The record is from RefSeq and is a predicted model, not a curated record. Gene Ontology annotation, cellular component: mitochondrial outer membrane. NCBI's taxonomy places the organism in Eukaryota, Metazoa, Arthropoda, Insecta, Diptera, Drosophilidae. The transcript has a single exon. Gene Ontology annotation, biological process: mitochondrial membrane fission; mitochondrial fission. Bases 123 to 1475 code for a protein of 450 amino acids.
AGUCUUACCACUAUCUGUCAUUACAGACACUCGAUUUUAAACAAUAACAAUAGAUAUGUUUAACACGUUUAACAGCUCUACCCAAAAGAUAUUAUAUACAUAAAUACAUUAUCUCUAAUAAAAUGGAAUGUCAGGACCUCAAACUCGACACGGAUAAAGAACUCAUUGAUAAGGAUCUUGAAAAAGAGGAGCAAACGUGCAACUUAGUCCCAUCCUGGAGUCCUAGAAAUCCCCUGGAAAACAACAUCGAUUGCCGCGAAAAGUCAAUUGUGGAAAACAUAAAUGCAGACCAGGAUGCCAUUGCCAAAAUCCAAUAUCUUAGUUCGGAACAUGGCAUGCUGGAUAAGUAUCUAGAUAAUCAGGAGCAGGAUGAAUCACUUCGCAAAUAUCUUGUCGUUGGAGUUCAUUGGGUUUCUCUGCUCACGGAACAUGUGUUGAGCCAUCCGUUUCUAGUAUUGCGUUGGCAGUGUCAGGUUUAUAAUGCCUCCAAGUGUUACCACUUGCAUCCUUUUACCCUGCUGCCCUGUAUUGUCCACUUGCACAGACGCCAAGGACUAACGACCCUAUGGAAGGGAAUGGGCAGCUGCUUGCUUGUUCGUGGAAUGUCCUGCGCCAUUGACGAUGUAAUAUCGAAACUCAGCAGUUGGCCCAAGGAAUUGGAUAGUCGAACGACCUUAAAGCGAUUUGGCCAGCAUGUCCUUCUGAAAUGUGUAAGCAUCGCUUUGGUUUUGCCCUUCCACACCGUUUCCUUGGUGAAGACAGUGCAAAGCGGCAUUGCCAGCGACAAAACAGGUCUUCUUGAUGUCCUUCGGGAAGGUGGAGCUCGUAUUUUCUUAUGGAGGUCCCCGCAAAAUACUCGAAUGCUACCAAUGUGGGCAUUAAUCGGUCCGAGUAUUUCGAUUGGCAUUACAAAGUAUCUCUUCAACAUUUUAAUACAUGGCGUAUCCACUCGAAUGAUGCAAAGGAGAAUGCUGGAAAAUCGGUAUGAAAAUAACUCCGACAAUAAGCUGGAACACCAAAAUGCGGAAACCUAUGCCGGACUUAUAGCCAUGCUUACCACUGAGGUCGUAUUCUUCCCACUCGAAACCAUACUGCAUCGUCUAGAAUUGCAGGGUACCCGAACCAUAAUCGAUAAUCUUGAUACUGGUUAUUCAGUUGUCCCGGUUUUGACAGACUAUCGUGGAUUAUUCGAUUGCUACAGGGUAACAGUUAUUUCAGAGGGAGCUGCUGGACUGUACAAAGGCUUCGGAGCAAUGAUCCUUCAAUUUGUCGCACAGAUUGCUAUAAUAAAACUGGCCAAGUGGACAGCGGAUCAAAUUGCUGCUGGUGUAUUGAAUCGUCCAACAUCCCGCAUAGUACAGACCUACAAUUUCGAUUCCCUCUCCUGCAACAAGAGCUCUAUGACAAAAUCCCCAAGCAUUUCCAGCAUCGAUGUGGAGCUGACUAGCCUAGGGAAGUAUUCACUAGAUGAAUAAAACCUAAUUGUAUAUCUUAAAAUUUGUUAUACUCACUUAUAUUGUUUUAUAGAGAACUAAUCGAUGAAACUUAGGAAACAACUUUGAAAUGAUUGCUAAUUAAAUUUACGAUUUGUAAAGUGGUUGGUAUUUACCAUUUAAACAAAGCCGACAACUAAACAAGAUUAUGUAGUCAUUGUCUAUUAAAUCUAACAUUGGUUCAUUAACUACCCUGCGAGUGUUUCCCUGCCAAUCUAAGCUCACGCCAGCUGGUCCACACGUCGUAUGCGAAUGUCAAUAUUGGCAAAAUACUUUGCAGGUGUAUUGAGGACUCACCUCUGUUAAUUUAUGUGCAGCCACUGCACUAUUGACUCUUAGAGGCUUUUAGCUACUAUUUAUCUAUGUAUAUGUCCUGGUCAAUUGAUUUUCACAAAUUCUCCGAUUGUUUGUUUUUUGGCCCACAUUCAGAAGGGCAGUGGAACUUACCACGAUAAUUUAAAAUUACAAUUUCCAAUGAUGUGCUGCAGAUACUCGAAAUCGCUAGGAUUGCGUUUUUAUGUGUUGUUUGUGUGCACGUAAUGCACAUAAAGUUGCUGCUUCGUGCCCCCAGAAGCCGUAAAGCCAAUUCGCAGGACACCACACGGCGUAUACUUAAUACACACGUAUGCAACGCGUGACUGCUGCCAGGAUCCAAGGAUGUGAGUCGAAGGAUGCAAAAGAAAUCAACUUAAAAUGUGCAAAUUGUUUAUACUGCGACCCCUCUGCGGCCAAAAAACACACAACAUAUAUGUACGUUGGCCGGAAUGGGUUAA